GUCAGCACGAUGAUGGGCAGCCCCGGAUCCUCCGCCGCCAGCAGCCCCCCGAAGGACCCGCAGGAGGUGGAGGCGGCCUUGCCCCGCGGGCGCACCGCGUCCGCGGCCGAGGGCAUCGAGGAGGACGAGGCGGAGAGCCACGACAUGCUGGAGCUGCUCACGGAGUUUGCCCGCGCGGUCAUACCACUGAGCUGCUUCAUCAUCCUGUACGUAGGCGUGAUCUUCCAGACCUGGUUCGUGACUGCCUCGCUGGUGGGCGGCCUCCUCUGUGUUAUCGUGGGGCUCGCGAUCUUCAAGUACGGGCUCAUGACAGGCUUCAUGCCCUUCGGCCAUUCCAUCGGCAGGCGGUUGCCUGAGAAGGUUCACAUGACGAUGUUCCUGCUCGCCAGCGCCUGCCUGGGCGUGCUGGUGACCUACAGCGAGCCGGCCAUCGGGGCCCUGCAGCUCGUCGGCGAGAUCCUGAACAGCCAGGCGCACGGCCCCGGCGGCGAGGGCGCGGCGUUGCUCGUGAUGCUCAGCAGGCGGCGUUCGCCGGAGCUGCUGGCCGCGGUGGCCGGCGGCGUGGGCAUCGCCGCGGCCUGCGGGCUGGUGAGGAUCAAGCGCGAGUGGGGAAUCAAGCCGUUCAUCUUCUGCAACGUCCUGCCCCUCCUGUGCCUGACCUUGUACUGCAGCCGCGACCCGGAGAUCUCCAGCAUCGUCGGCAUGACGUGGGACUGUGGCGCGGUGACUACAGGCCCUGCCACCGUGCCCAUUGUGCUCGCGCUCGGGCUGGGCGUGGCCUCGUUCACGCGCGAGACGAAGCAAGCGAGGAUGCUUGACGCCGUCGGGAGGCGCAUGACCGCGACGCCGGAGAACAAGAAUUCCGACCUCGAUGGGUUCGGGAUCGUCACGCUCGCGUCCCUCGUCCCGGUGCUGACGGUGAUGCUCUUCGGGAUCCUGUGCAGCUUCUCGGACCGGGCGGCGGCGGCGCACGGCUCGCCGGGAGGCAGCACCGGCUCGGUCGAGGCAGGCCCGACGAGCGUCUGGGACGAGUUCCCCCUCAGGCAGCUCUAUCCGCGAUCUGCCACUCUGUGGUGCCGCUGGCCCUCUUCCUCAUCCUGGUGCAGCUCGUCCUCGUCAAGGACCUCCAGAAUGCCCACGGCCGCAAGCCCCGCGCAGCUCACGCGAGGCAUGGCAGCGACGCUGGUCGGUCUCUUCAUCUUCAACAUUGGCCUCUCGUUCGGCAGCGUCCCCCUGGGCCGCGCGGCCGGUCAGGCGCUGCCAGAGGCGCUCAAGUCGAAGACCGUGUUCAGCUCGAUGGGGCUCGUCCGGGAGGAGCAGGCGCCUCUGGUUGGCCACGUGCUUAUCAUGCUCUUUGGCUUCGCCGCCGGCUGCAUGGCCACUGUGAUCGACCUCGCUCCGUGCGGACUCGGCGAGACUGAAAAGCUCACCAAGGGGGAGUUCACGAGGAUGGACUUGAUCGUCUCCGUGGCCACUGGGGUUGGGUCUGGCAUCGCGCUCGGCUUCGCCAAGAGAUUCUGUUCGGAUUGGACUUGCUGA
Molecule: messenger RNA, 1539 nt
Organism: Prorocentrum cordatum
Lineage: Eukaryota; Dinophyceae; Prorocentrales; Prorocentraceae
Source: the annotation of a GenBank genome assembly